AUGGGACACGCAGAAAACGAUGGCUUGGCUUGCGAUGCGUCGCAGCCGGCGUCCCGCGGUGUGUCCUGGUUCGAGCGGAGCUCCCUGGUUCCAGCUGGAAGGGCCCGAGGAAGCGCGGCCGGGGAAACCCGGAUCAACCGGCAGAGCCUGAGCGACUGGUACGUUGACGUGCCGCUGAGAAACAUGUUGCGGUUCGGGGUGCCAGUCCAGCUGGAGCAAGGCAACAUAGCCACGGAGAGGCGUCCGGAUGGAAUGUCUCAGCACCAAGCUGACAAGGCCGGCGCCCCGCUCGAUGAGGCGACCCUGGACAAGAUCGAGGGCCUCGUCUUCAAGGACGAUCGCUGGGAGCGCGCACUGAAACACCUGAACGCAGAGCCAGGCUGGGGCAAAGAGGCCGCCACGCAGCUCUUGCGGAGAGGUGCAGAGACCUUCGGCUUCUGGCAGCUUCCGGAUGAGGCCCUGAAUGGCUUGGUCGGCCAGCUCCUGCAGGCGGCUCCCAAACCAAGCACCGGCAUCCGGCAGUGGACGCAGGAGUGGGCCAAAGGACAGAGUAUGGGUGACUUGGAGCCUGCCGGCCCUCUCAACUGCGUGGUGCCCGUGGACUCCUACCGGACUGCUGCGACUUCCAUGACCGACAACGAGCCACGAGUGCACGUGAGCCGGACCAUCGCCACAUCAAGGUUCAGUCACACGCCUACUUCCGACGGCAUUGGCAUCGAAACCGACCGCUUCGCCACCAACCGCGUCCUCAGAGGGAGCAAGACAAAAAUGCUGGACCUGCCAGACUGGACAGGGCACUUCAUCAACACCAGCUACCUGCGCAUGAUCAGCUAUGGAUUGCACCUGCUUGUCUUCCUUUCCUGCCUCGGCUAUGCUUCAGACCUCAUCACGAACAAGUACCCGAAUGCUGUGACUCUCUUCAGCUGGCCGAUCUUCUUCGCAAGGUUGGGUGGCAUGGCCUGCGCCAUCUACUCGGCCCUCCUCUUCCUAAGCAUGUCCCGGGGGCUUCUGAGCCUCCUCUCACGCUGCCUGCCGAAGCAUGGUCGGAACCUCUGGUUCACCUUCUUGGACUCGCACAAGGACCUGCACAUCGAGUGCGGCAAGGCCCUGGUCUUCUACUCGGCCCUCCACACCGUGGGCCACUGCAUCGGCACGGUGCCAGGGGUGCUCCAGAAGAGCGCGGAAGAGCUGAACGCGUUGCUCGGGUGCGCGCAGGAGGACCCGCCCUACGUCAUGCAUUUGGACCUGAGCAUCUUCCAUUGGCCUCGGUGCCCACUCCUGGCGUCGGAGAAGCCCAUGAACUUCACGGAGGCCCUGUUCCUGACCCUCCCGGGGUUGACCGGCUUCCUACUGAUUCUCGUGCUGGGAGUCGUGGCCUGGACCAGCCGACACCGCUACCGGGCCGCCCGCUUCGAAGUGUUCUGGAACCUUCACAACGUGGCCAUUGUCAGCUGGCCCGUUCUCCUCUUUUUCCACGGCUCCCAGGGCUGGAUAGGCAUCGGCGUGCCGUUGGUGCUGGUUGUGGUUUCGCUCCCGAUCCUCUUUUAUGCCGUUAGCCGCAUCGCGCGCCUCCUGCGCUACUACCUCUUUGUGGGGAGGGCCGUGCAAAUCUUGCGAGCCACCACCCGCCUGGGCAAAGAUGGCAGCAUGAACGGAGCCCUGACCCAGUUGGAGAUCAGCGCUCCGCCGUAUCUCUGGAGAUUCCACGCCGGCAUGUACGCUUUCAUCUGCAUGCCGGACUAUGCCAAGCUUCAGUGGCAUCCGUUCACCAUCACCUCCGGCAAGGACGACGCGACCGUGAACUUCAUCAUUGCUGGGAUCGGAGACUGGACCCAAGAGUUGGCCCGGCGGUGCUUGAAUGCGGCGGAAGGCAAGGCGAAGAUGCCCCGCGUGGCGCUGGACGGGCCCUUCACGGCGCCCACGCAGUCGGCCAUGGACAAGAAGGUUCUCGUGGCGGUGGGGGCGGGCGUUGGAGUCACGCCCUUCCUCUCCUUGCUGUCCACUCUUAUGGCGCAGCUCUUGGCCGGGCAUAGCGAGCUCGUGGAGGCCCACUUCUACUGGGUGACCCGGGACGCCAGCGAGUUCGUGUUCGGCUGGCAGAUCCUGCGUCGCUGGCUCCGACACCCGGUGCUCCAGUCCAGGAUCUUCAUCCACCUCUACAACACCGGCUCGACAGCCAGCUCCAAUCUCCCAGCCUUCCUAUUUCGCCAGGCGGUCAAGCACCAGUCCGCGGUGGAUUUGGAGCACUUCCAGUCCUCACUUUCGGAAUGGCAGGCGGAGUGUCAAAUCCAGAAUCCAGGGCCCCAGUUCCCGUGGUGUUGGGCAGAAGGCGGCCGCGAGGAGCUGCUGUGGAUCAAGUGCCCGUCCUGGCAGUCCGAGGGUGUGGCGGACAAGUUCCAUCGCGUGGGCACCAAGGACGACUACGUCAGCUCCAGCAGCGAUGUGAAUGCGGAUCACACGGCGGAGGACGGACGGAUGAUCCCUGUGACCUUCGGCCGGCCGAACUUCUUGCGGGACAUCAGUUCCAUCGGCAAAGCACGGCCCGAAAUCAACGUCCACGUGUACAUCUGCGGCAACGACACGAUUGUUCAGGACUUGACGUCCGUCUGUCAGCAAUGCUCCGCCGUAGCUGCAGCGCGCAGCCGCGAAGACAAGAGGCCUUUGCAGAAGUACAUCGUGCAUUUCGAGCGCUUCGGUUGA
Molecule: messenger RNA, 2700 nt
Organism: Symbiodinium natans
Lineage: Eukaryota; Dinophyceae; Suessiales; Symbiodiniaceae
Source: the annotation of a GenBank genome assembly